AUGGCCGUUCUGCUCCAGGUCGCGCGUGUCAGUUUAUUGCUGCUCAAUCUCUACUUGUGGAACUUCAACGGCAGCGCCGUGGCCUAUGUUGGCUUUGUAGCCUUCUUGACAUUGCGCAAGGUCUUCUGGCGCGCCAUCAAGCCCGACCUCAAGGCCAUUAUGGCUGGCCAGCUCACAACUAGCGUAGCCUGUCGAACAGGCAUCUUCUUGUUUGUGCUGGGACAAUUCUUCUUCCGCUGCAUUUACGUCCUCGCCUCGACUCUCGAGUGGCGAUCCGUCAUGCUCCUCGUUUAUCCGUUGCUGCUGCGCCUAUCGGCACACUACAUGAUCUCAUCGCCCCGCGAAGACCCCGCGCUACUCAGGGAAUUGCUGCGUGCUUCAAACUACAAGUUUGGGCCAGUCGUCAACAUUGUGGCCAAGUUGCUACGCAUUGCUUUGUUCGACUUUCUCGAAGCUAGCUAUUACUGUGCCUUCGUACCCGUUCUGCUGGUCUCGGCGGAGCGGUAUCUGGUGGAUUGGGUGCAGAGCCUGGUGCUCUGCGUGCUGUGCUCGUUGGAAGCGGGGACAAUGGCAGUUUUGGAGCUGUAUCACGUGCAUGGCUAUAGUCUAUACUUGCACUCGCGACGACUCGGGGCAUGGCGGAAGGUGGCGGCCACCGGGGCUGAGACGUGGCAGACGGGCAAAGCGUUUUCUCGGGGAGCGAUCGUGCGUCAUCGCAAACGCUGUUACAAGGCCUUGGACCGCAGCAAUAUUGCGGACCCCAGUGAUACCAUGGCCUAUUACUUUUGGCAAAUGUUUCGAAGACCUGAUUGGAGCCUCAGCGUUAUGGAGAUUCAGCAAAUGCUCAGCAUCUUGGUGCAAAUUGUGCCGCUGAUUCUCUGCCAGCACUGGCUCUUGAUCUCCAUUUGGGGCGUCUCUUUGCUCACAAGCUUCAUGGUGUUGGGGUACUCUGUCAUCCUACGGCGCCAGGCAUGCCGUUACCGCUCUCGUGAUGAGCAGAGCUGGCAACACACCCGGCGCAAGGGUCAGCCUAAUCGUUCUUGA
Messenger RNA from Monosiga brevicollis MX1, 1044 nucleotides. RefSeq lists its product as uncharacterized. NCBI's taxonomy places the organism in Eukaryota, Choanoflagellata, Craspedida, Salpingoecidae. Bases 1 to 1044 code for a protein of 347 amino acids. The transcript has 3 exons. Gene Ontology annotation, cellular component: membrane. The record is from RefSeq and is a predicted model, not a curated record.